AUGAUUGGUUUUCUCUUAAUUAUACUUCCACAAGCAUUUGCAAAUUAUUUUGAAUAGAAGUUGUCAAGACAUGUUUAUGAAUACAAAGAUGUUCAAAAAGAGGAUAUAGUCACGAGUAUCAAACCUCCAAAAUGUUCAGAUGAAUUCUUAAAUUAUUAUCAUAAUGACACUUUUGUUACUCAAAUCUGUUUUACCAAGAACGUAUUUUAUAAUGUGGAAGUGAUCUUGGGAGAUCAUAUAGAUAAUAAAAGCAUUUUUUCAUUGGCUCUUGAUUUAACAUCUCCUUGGACAUGGUAUAAGUCAAAUUCAUGUGUGAGUUGCAAAAACCUAAAUUCAUUAAAAUUUGACAAUAACAAAAAGUGCAAAAACUCAAAGAAAGUUGGAAAGUGCAUUGAUUCAAAUUUUGAAAAAUUAUUCAAUGCAACUAAAUGGAAUGAUAUCAACGUUCAUGGUUAAAUAUACUCACCAGAAUCUUUAAUUUAAGGAACUUUUCAAACUGACACCAUAAAAUUACUUGCAUACAAUUCUUCAAAAAAAAUGACAAUAUCUCAAUUCCUCUCAUACGAAUGGGGGAACAGCACUCCCCCUGCCUUAGUUAAUAUCACAGGAUUGCAGAUGCUUUAGGCAGAUUACAUUAACACUGAAUUACCGAUUUUGGCAGAUGGUGUAAUUGGAUUCGGAUUCGGCUAUACCGAAACAGAUGAAGAGAAGGCAUAGAGUAAUACAGACUUCGUUGAAAAAUUAGUAUAAGAAUAAACUUAGCUCCAUUUGACCAGAUAAUAAUUCGCUCUGUACACUUAUUAGAGUUCCCUUAAUUUUUCAGAGAUGGUAGUGUAAGUGGGAGGAUUUGAUUACAAGUAUGUCCAUAGACAGCAAUAGAAUGUGAAAUGGAUAGAUAGAAUUGAAAAAUCUGGUUAUUAUUGGAUGAUUUAGGUGGAUAAAAUUCAAUUUAUUAAUGGCUAAGGCAAUGAUUUGAUCAAUGCAAACUUACCCAUUAACAAAGCCUUACUAACUCUGAACUCUUAAUUUAUCGAACUCCCCUAUAACAUUCUGAUAUCCUUAAUCCAAGCACUCGACAAUGCACAUGUAGGGACAGAAUGCAAUUUAGUAGAUGAUGAAAUGUAUUUAUUGUAUUGCAAGAACUAUCACUUCACAACAGCCACUGAUUAUCGAUUGACCUUCAAAUUUGGAGAACAUACUAUUCCUAUUGAUAAUUAUCAUUUGAUCUAUAGAAAGUGUGAGAGUGUGAGUGAAAACCAGAUGAUUUAGAAUUGUCUCUUCAAUAUCAAGGUUUCGGAAUCUGAUUAUAUUAUCUUGGGAGAACCCUUCAUCAAAAAUCAUUACAUUGUAUUUGAGAAUCAGCCAGGUAAUAAUGUGAGAAGAAUUGGCAUAAUGCCAGCUGCUGUGCAUAUGUUCUAUCCUGACAAUCCAGAUUAUUAUGAGUGGGCUCUAAUGAAAUUAGUGGGAUUCAUAUUCAUUUUCGGUUUAGUCAGCAUUUGUUCUGUAACUUUUGUUAGAAGUGUGUGUAAGGAUCUUUACAGGGCAUUUAAAUAUCGUAGGGCUUUGAAUCCGGAAGAUAAGCUGUCACUCAAACAGACAAAGGAGGUGGACGAACCAGACUAUACAACUGAGGAGGAUAUUCAAAUUCAACAGUAAAAUGAGGAUGAGAAGAAGGUAGAUGAAUGGACAUAACAAUAAGAAUAGUUUAAAUUUGGAGAGAAAUUUACUAAUUAAUAUGAAUAAAAUGCAUUGUGA
Molecule: messenger RNA, 1755 nt
Organism: Paramecium tetraurelia
Lineage: Eukaryota; Ciliophora; Oligohymenophorea; Peniculida; Parameciidae
Exons: 5
Biological process (GO): proteolysis
Molecular function (GO): aspartic-type endopeptidase activity
Source: RefSeq, a predicted model, not a curated record